Molecule: messenger RNA, 1844 nt
Organism: Rubroshorea leprosula
Lineage: Eukaryota; Viridiplantae; Streptophyta; Magnoliopsida; Malvales; Dipterocarpaceae
Source: the annotation of a GenBank genome assembly
GAGUAGGAAAAAUGAUUAAUCUUCUUAUUUAUGGUAUUUGAUUUCUAUAUACUUACUCUGCUUUUGUUCAAGAAUUUGUUCAUAGUAAUUUUAAUUUUGAGAAGCUCCCAUUAGAGAAUAUGCUGUUUUUGGAAAUGGGUUCUGGGUAAUUCACUUUCAUAACCAACCUUUUGCUAUGUUUGUGAUGUUUAUUCUUUCUGUCUCAGGUUUUAAAUUUCAAGAUUUAGGGAACUAUGCUGGCCUUAUGAAUUUUAUAUGUUUCUAAAUUUGCUAAAUUUUGUCCCCCCUAGUGUUAAUCUUUUCCUUUAGAUAUCUUUAUGAUAUUCUUGUAACACUUUUGUACUUAAAGAUCUUGGGUUUGGCGUUUUAGGAGUCUGUUUUUGGAGAGUUAUCUUCAAUAGAGAGUUUUGGUUUUCCUUUUAGAUGUUUUGAUCAUUUGGGUUUUAGGAGGUCUGUAUUUUCUGAGUAAGGUGGGAGCAUGGAGGAGGUUGAGAAAGCAAACAAGGCAGCCAUAGAGAGCUGCCAUAGAGUUCUUAGCCUCUUAUCUCUACCGAAAGAUCAAAUCCAGGGUAGCAAUUUGAUGGUGGAAACUGGCGACGCUGUGUUUCAGUUCAGAAGAGUUGUCUCUCUUUUGAGCAGUGACCUGAGUCAUGCAAGAGUUCGAAAGUUGAAGAAGUUCAGAACAACUUUGCCACAAAGCAUCUUCCUUGAUAGUCCUAAUUGUAGAACAAUUUUAUCCCCAAAACCCCUCCAGGUAUUCCCACCUAAUUUCUUUGAAAAACCAUUCCUUGAGCUGGAUUCUAGAGCAAACUUGCAGCAAAGGAUGUUUCUAGAGAACCCAUCAUUCAAAGUCAGUCAAUCCUUUAAGCCCCCUCUCCAAAACUCCCAAAUGAAACCAUCACAAGAAUACCAGUUCCUUCAUCAUCAGCAACAGCUGCAGAGGCUGCAAUUCCAGCAGCAACAGAUGAAAUAUCAUGCUGAUAUUGUGUACUCUAGGAGUAAUAGUGGCAUUAACCUUAAAUUUGAUGGGUCUAGCUGCACACCAACUGCGUCAUCUACUAGAUCAUUCAUGUCAUCACUGAGCUUGGAUGGUAGUGUGACUGAUAUUGAAGGGAAUUCCUUCCAGUUAAUUGGCAUGACACAUCCAUUUGAUCAAAUCUCACAACAGCCUAGAAGGAGAUGCUCAAGUAGGGGAGAAGAUGGAAGUCUGAAAUGCGGUAGUAGUGGGAAAUGCCACUGCUCAAAGAGGAGGAAACUGAGGAUAAAGAGGUCUAUUAAGGUGCCUGCUAUUAGUAACAAAGUAGCUGAUAUUCCUCCGGAUGAAUAUUCAUGGAGGAAAUAUGGGCAAAAGCCGAUUAAGGGUUCUCCUCAUCCUAGGGGAUACUAUAAAUGUAGCACUGUCAGAGGCUGCCCGGCAAGGAAGCAUGUUGAGAGAUGCUUAGAAGACCCUUCAAUGCUGAUUGUCACUUAUGAAGGAGAGCAUAACCAUUCCAGGUUACUGUCGUCACAUUCCGCCCACACAUGAAAAUGUAUCUGAGGUCCAAGGUCAUUGCAGUUGUUCCAACCUGAAGAAACCAACAUCCGGUGGUUAAAAACUCAAGAAAAAAGGAACCUGUUUGGUUUUAGUUGUUAAUACCUACUGUAUAUAACUACAUUCUGUGUUUCAGCCUCAUACUAGACAUGGCUUAACAUGUGGUUGAGUAGAUAGGUUUUCAAGUUGUUUAACUUUGGAGCCUGUCUGGAACUUGAUUGAAAAGUUCUUAAAGUAGAAUCUAAACUGUAAUCUGUCAACUUUUAUGCCUAAUGUACGUACAAGUUAUGUAAUGUACGUAAUGCUUUUUCUU